AUGUUCUUGAUACUUCUAGGCCAGAAGCUGCACCUAGCACCCAUAAAAGACCCUAAGCGGAUCAUUGACCUUGGAUGCGGUACGGGCAUCUGGUGUAUGGACAUGGCAGACGAGCAUCCUGGGGCAGAGUUGAUUGGCGUCGACCUAUCUCCCAUCCAACCUAGCUUUUCACCUCCCAACUGCAAGUUCGAGCUAGACGACGUGACUUCACCGUGGACCUAUCCGACUUCGCACUUUGACUUUGUCAACAUUCGAGGCCUGUAUGGUAGCAUAGCGGACUGGCCUGCGUUGUAUGCUCAAGUGUACCGACACAUGCAGCCGGGCGGCUAUCUUCAUCAGCUCGAGAUGAGCAUUCAGUUCAAGUCGGACGACGGUACUCUUGCGCCCGACCAUGUGCUUUCGCAAUGGUCAGACGUGUUCCAUGAAGCGAGCAAAAAGUUUGGCAAGUCGUUCUAUGAGGUUUGGAACCUGUCGACAUACCUGCGAAACCAAGGGUUCCAGAAUGUGGAAGAGAGAGUUUAUAAAGUCCCGGUGAAUGGGUGGCCUGCGGAUGCUCAUAUGAAGGAACUCGGGAGGUGGAACUUGUUGCACAUAACGCAAGGGGCGGAAGGCUGGGGUCUUUUCCUACUGACCAAUGUGAUGGGAUGGAGUAUCGAAGAGGCGCAGGUGUUCAUCGCAAAGUUCAAGAACGGCGUGAAGGAAAGAAAAGUGCAUGCGUACUUUGAGGUAGUGGUGAUGCAUGGCCAGAAGCCAUGGGCAUGA
Parastagonospora nodorum SN15 is the source of this 762-nucleotide messenger RNA. RefSeq lists its product as hypothetical. The record is from RefSeq and is a predicted model, not a curated record. The coding region runs from base 1 to 762 and encodes 253 amino acids. NCBI's taxonomy places the organism in Eukaryota, Fungi, Ascomycota, Dothideomycetes, Pleosporales, Phaeosphaeriaceae. Gene Ontology annotation, molecular function: methyltransferase activity. The transcript has a single exon.